This is a messenger RNA of Anopheles merus, 486 nucleotides long. RefSeq names its product conglutin alpha 2-like. NCBI's taxonomy places the organism in Eukaryota, Metazoa, Arthropoda, Insecta, Diptera, Culicidae. Bases 31 to 486 code for a protein of 151 amino acids. The transcript has a single exon. The record is from RefSeq and is a predicted model, not a curated record.
AAAAGCAAAGCAAACAAACAGCAGCCGGAGAUGGACUCGGAACCGGAACCAGACCCGGAACCGCCGGAAAAGGACAAAAGUGCAUCGCGAGUGAACAACAAAACUGUAAAACGCAAGCGCAAGGAGAAGGAGAAAGGUGGUAAAGUGAAAAGCAAGAAACUAAAAACCGAAACAAGUGACCAUAGUGAUGGGGAGGAUGGGCUGCAGCGGGACGAAGAUAGGGUGAAUCUCAAAAGCGAAGAAGAGCCCGAUUGGUGCGAACCCGAACGAAAACGGUACAAAAAGGAUCACCAUGGUGAUGUGGGAGAGGACGAACCUGCAACGACACCGUUACAGGCAGGAGAUGGUAGUGGUAUGCAGUUGGCGGGUGGUAAAAUGGAUGAUCUGAAGGAGGAGGAGGAGGAGGAGAUUUUCCAGUGUACGAGAGCAAGAAGAGGCGGCGGUGAAAGCGCUGCAGGAGAAAGAGAAAAAGAAAAACAGUUCUAA